AUGUUUGACAGAUUCCAGCAGCUUCGCGAGCAAGGCCGUUUUGAAGAUGGUGCGAAACUUCUUCAAUCGGACGCAGCCGUACAGUCACUCGAUCCAGCCCAGCUGGCGGCUGAGCUGGGCUACACCCUCCAGUGCCAGGGCUGCCUCGCAAAGGGCCUGAAGAUCUGGGAUGAUUUUUUAAACGCACGACCAAAUGGCGAACCAAACCGGCUGGUGGUGCUACGAAUCCGCAUGCACGUCUGCCUUGUUCGGCCCAUGGUCCGCGAGAAUCUUGACACCCUCACGGAAAGUUUCGAUGAAGCCACUCGCUUGUAUGGUGAGCUCUCUCUUAUGGGACUGGGAUAUCAAGUAUCAGAUAAUGUGGUUCUCAUCAGAGACACAUAUUGCAAGAUUAUCCAGCUCGUCAGCCAACUUCAUAUUCCCCAGAGAAAUCCAGAGGCAUUCAGUUGGCUAGAAAGUACCUUUGAUUGCGGCUUAUCGAACAAGGAGUAUCGGCUCGCAUUAAUGGCGGCUCGUCAGUAUGCCGCUUCGGUGUCAUCGCCUUUGGGGACGGAACUCUUCCAACUCAGCGUCGACACCUGGGACCGCAUGGCCAGCAAAUUGGUCCAAGUAGAGAUGCCCGCUAUAUUCAAGGCCAAGGCUUUGGAUCUUACCAGCGAGUUUGCGCGUAGUCUCGAUCCGGUGGACGCACUGGAACCGCGCGAGGAGGCGGCCAGGCGCAUGUACGACGAAGCUGGCCACGCCUUUGGCAGCAUGGAAGUCGACAUCCGCCGAAUAUGCCGCCGGCUUCGAAGGAAUGAGGGGGAUGUCGAAGCAGCCGUGAAGACCAUUCAGGCUCAUGUUUCCUCGUUUGAGCAGCAGAAUUUUCUAUUCGGUGUCCAGCAUGGUCUCCAGUCGUUGCAGGCAUCAUUUACCGAUGCCCGGUACUUCGAUCUCCAGCUCAACUUGAUCGGCCUGACCAACGAACUUGUGAGCAAGUCAGGAGCGAAUCUGUUUCGGCUUCUUUACUUGUCCAAAUCGAUGGCAACCUGGCUCUUACAUUCCGGACGAGCUCCCCGUGUCAUUGAGACCGGUGUGUCACUGUACGACGCCGUACUGGAGACCAACGGACGCAGACAGAAAGCCACCAUUGCCAACAUUGUCGCAAAAGCAUACCUGCAGAUUCAGAAAGACGCCGAGGCCCUCUCGUGGAUUCAAAAGAGCCGCGCAGUAUACACGCCAACGAUCCGCAUCGAGAGGGCUGAGGCAGACACAUUGGAGCUGCAGGUACUCAUGUCUCUUGCCCUUUCUAAUCCUUUUGAAGCGGACCGCAACCAACUGCUCCAAAAGUGGGAUACCAUUAUUGAUGACGAGAUCCAGCAUGGUAUGGCAGGAUCUGCCUUUGAGAAGCUGAAUGCCAUAGUCACUCUCCUCAUACGGACGCGGGAUGGCCGGACUCAACAGUACAUCCAACGAAUCGAGAGCUUGAUGCCUCACCUUGUCGGGGAAGGUGCCGAAACAAAGCUGGCCAGUUUUUACCAAAACUCGGCGGCUCUUUGGUUGUCCAAGGACUCGGGGAUCCAUCCCGGUAGCCGCCGUGCUGAAGAGGAAGCGAUCAACCUGCUAGAAAAAGCCGUCCCGCUCUACUUGAGAACCGGAGGUCUCGUGCAAGCAGCAAACACCAGGUUGAUGCAGGCCCUGGCUCAUUUUUCCAUUUUCCAAAAGUCGACAGACUUCCAUCGCCUGACCGAUGCCUACAACUUGGCGGACAUUGCGCACGAAGCCUUCCAGAACCUGGACGUGACCGAGAUGGCCAGCCCCGCGGCCUACUGGUGCGCCUUCUAUGGCUACGUCGCAUGGAGCCAUGGAAGAGCGACGUCGGACUUUGUAUUGAGGCAGCUGUCAGUGGCGGAGAAGGCAAAGAACGACGAGUGCGUGGACCUCUCGAUUCUGGGGGGGUUUGACGCCAUGGCUCGCAGGCAACAGAGAGGCGUCGAUGAGAAGGUGCAGAGGAUCCAUGAUAUGGCAAGGCAAGUAUGUCUGCGCGAGAAUCUCCUCGAAGAGCUGUGGUCUUGGACUCAAAAGUCCAAGGCACGCGGCUUGUCGGACCUGCUUGCUCUGGGUGUCCUGGUUCCGGAGCAUCUGAGGGUGGCCAUUGAACAUGACCCGACGACCAAGGACAUGUUUGAGCGGGAAGUCGAGCUGAUGCAGAAAAUCAGCGCAAGCGAGAGCACGACGAGGAUCAACCUUCGCAACCAACUCCACAUCCUCCAGGCGGAGAUGAGUGAGCACACGGCUCUGCGAGAUCUGCUGAGCCUGCGAGCGGGAACCCCGGUCACAAGGCGUCAACUCGAGGACCUGGCUACAGAGGCAAGACAGGAAGCUUCUGUCACCGACGUGGUGUUUGUGGACUGGGUCUUACAAGACGGACAGGUCUGCGUCGUCGCCACCAGAAACCACGGCCCAGCCCAGCUCAUUCGCUGCUCGAUUUCCCUGCGAACAUUGGAAGAGUGGAAGACGCGCUAUGUGGACAAUCUCGACGGCGAAGACGAGAGUCUCUAUUACUCUGAGCUGGAGGAGGAUGAUCCGGAGUAUUGCCUCCGACAGCUCGACGCGCUUGUCGAAGCCGUUGCGGAGAUUUCGGGGGAGAACGACCUCCUUGUCUUCUGCGCCACUGGUAUCCUCCACUCCAUACCGCUGCACGCGCUAUGGAUAAGGGGGGAGCCCGUCAUCGCGAGGAACCCGGUGGUAUACUGCGCGAGUCUCACCACGGCUUGGCAAUGCUGGCGACAAACUCUGGGGCCAUGGCGGGAUCCAGCGCUCCCGACGCCCAAGACGGUCAUGGCGGUGUACGAGGAGACUCCGGGUACUCGUUUCCUCCGCGACGAGCAGGUCCGCGUCUACGAGUCCGCGGACACGUUGUCCGCUGCCAUCGGGGCGGACGCCAUCACGGGAGGGGGUGCGGGCCUCGACCAGUUCAAGGCUUCGAUUGAGACGUCGAGCCUCUUCCACUUUCACGGGCACUGCAUCGUGGACCGGGCUGCUGUGACAGACCAGAGGAUCGUGCUGUCGGACGGUUCUCUUUCCGUCGUGGACAUGUUCCGCCUGAAACUCGCCACUUGGCCUCACAUCACGCUCAUCGCGUGCGACUCGGCCUCGCAGGGCAUCAGCGCCAGGGGGGACGAACCGCUGGGCCUCGUCACCGCCCUGCUCUGCUCGGGUGCGAGCUCCGUGCUCGGCACUCUGUGGCCGAUAGCAUCGGCCACCGGACGGGAGUUCUCGCGGUGCUUCUACAACGAGAUCAAGGAGGCCCGUUCCGUAUCAGGGCGAGACGUCAUCAACCUGGCCUGCUGUCUGCGGGCGGCCGUGUUGGACAUGAGGGGAGAGCGGCGGACGAGGAGACCCUGCCACUGGGCGUCUUUUGUGCUUCAUGGCAGUCCGUUUUUGCGUUGA
Molecule: messenger RNA, 3432 nt
Organism: Emericellopsis cladophorae
Lineage: Eukaryota; Fungi; Ascomycota; Sordariomycetes; Hypocreales; Bionectriaceae
Exons: 1
Coding region: 1-3432 (1143 amino acids)
Source: RefSeq, a predicted model, not a curated record